GGAAUUGUCCGAGGAUUCCCGAUUGAUCAAAUUGUAUGUGAGAGCAAGGAACGAAAACUCUGCAUGGAGAUUGUUUGCUAGACCGGCCGGUAACCAUUUAGUCAGUCAAGAUUACAUCCUUUUCCGCCUUGUCAGCGACCCGAACAGGUAAAUAUGGGGGCCUACAAGUAUAUGCAGGAGAUGUACCGCAAGAAGCAGAGCGAUGUGCUCCGCUUUCUUUUGAGAAUUCGCUGCUGGCAAUAUCGUCAGUUGUCGUCGGUGCACAGGGCGCCACGACCCAACCGUCCUGACAAAGCCAGGCGUCUUGGAUAUAGGGCUAAACAAGGUUACGUUAUAUACCGUGUUCGAGUUCGCCGUGGUGGACGCAAGAGGCCGGUCCCAAAGGGUUGCACAUAUGGCAAGCCUAAAACCCAUGGAGUCAACCAGCUCAAGUUCCAGCGAUCGCACCGAUCUGUUGCAGAGGAGCGAGCCGGACGCAGAUGUAAAGCUCUCCGUGUCCUAAGCUCCUAUUGGGUUGCUGAAGAUGCCACAUACAAGUUUUUUGAAGUAAUUAUGGUGGAUCCAUUCCACAAAUGUAUUCGUCAUGACCCAAAAAUUCAGUGGAUCUGCAAGCCUGUGCACAAGCACAGAGAAUUGCGAGGCCUUACAGCUGCUGGCAAGUCAUCAAGAGGGCUUGGUAAAGGCCAUGGUUUCAACAAGACCAAGGGUGGCUCUCGCCGGGCUUACUAUAACAAGCAGAACACCCUCCAUCUGCGCAGGAAGCGUUAAAAACGUUUUUAAAAUUUUCUUUUCUUUUCAUUUUAAUACAUGGCUUUUGUGUGUUUCAUGGCAAGUGAGAGUUGAAUCUGGAACAUAAUAAAACCAUAUGUGCAUCCAA
Molecule: messenger RNA, 877 nt
Organism: Dreissena polymorpha
Lineage: Eukaryota; Metazoa; Mollusca; Bivalvia; Myida; Dreissenidae
Product: 60S ribosomal protein L15-like
Exons: 4
Coding region: 154-768 (204 amino acids)
Biological process (GO): cytoplasmic translation
Cellular component (GO): ribosome; cytosolic large ribosomal subunit
Molecular function (GO): structural constituent of ribosome; RNA binding
Source: RefSeq, a predicted model, not a curated record